AUGCUCCAACCUCACCUGCUGCAGAAAAAGAUGGGCCUGAGCACCUGUGACCAACAUGGAGAACAAGAGAUGUUCUUCUGUGAGGAAGACCAGAGGCCCCUCUGUGUAUCCUGCUUAUCAGCCCCAGAGCACAAGGACCAUCAAGUCCUUCCCUUGGAGACAGCUGCUGACAAGUGCAAGAAGAAGCUCCGGGAGAGAUGGAACAUCUUACAGAAGAAAGAAGAGAAAUUUCAAACUGCACUGGACACCUUGAGAAGAAGAAAGGAGCAAUUCACAGAGCGUACCUACACUUUGAAAGAGACAACUAUUUCUGAAUAUGGCAAAAUUCACCAAUUUUUAUGGGAUGAAGAAUAUCAAUGCCUGCAAAAUCUGGAGCAGCAAUCCAGAGUCAAUGUGGUCAAACUGGAGGAGAAGGAGCAUGAGCUGACCCAACAAAUCCAGAAUCUACAACAAGUGAAGUUUGAAGUAGAGGAGAAUUUGGACAAGAUGCCCUUGGAAAUGAUCCAGGAUAUGCCAGGUCUCGCUUGCUUCACCUGCCUCAUCUACCUCACUGACUGGGUGACUGAGAGUGCAGAGAGGGCCUUCUCCAGGGCAGUGAGGGAGCCACUGAAACCUCAGCCUGUACAAAGUGCAGGGGAGCCAUUCAUUAGAGAAGGUGACUGGCUGCUGAGCAGGAACCUGCAGACUCUGUGCAUCACUGGCAAGAUGCUCCAAACUCACCUGCUGCAGAAAAAGAUGGGCCUGAGCACCUGUGACCCACAUGGAGAACAAGAGAUAUUCUUCUGUGAGGAAGACCAGAGGCCCCUCUGUGAAUCCUGCUUAUCAGCCCCAGAGCAUAAGAACCACCAAGUCCUUCCCUUGGAGACAGCUGCUGAUAAGUGUAAGAAGAAGCUCCGGGAGAUAUGGAGCAUCUUACAGAAGAAAGAACAGAAAUUUCAAAUUGCACUGGAUAUUUUGAGAAGAAGAAAGGCACAAUUCACAGAGCGUACCUACACUUUGAAAGAGACAGCUUUUUCUGAAUAUGGCAAAAUUCACCAAUUCUUAUGGGAUGAAAAUUAUGAAUACCAAAAAAGAUUGGUGAAGGCAUCCAGAAGGAACCUGCUCCAAGUAGAAGAGACUGAGAUCAAGCUGUUCCAACAAAUACAAAAGCUGCAACAAGUGAAGUUUGAAGUAGAAGAGAAUUUGGACAUGAUGCCCUUGGAAAUGAUCCAAGCUGUGCCAGACACUUUGAAAAAAAAGGAAGAACUUGGACUCCAAAGAUCAGCACUUCCUUCCAUUUCCUUGCCUACCUGCUCCAUUACAGGCAUGCGAGAAAUGCUCAUGAGUUUCCACAGGGAUAUAACUCUUGAUCCUGAAUCAGCCCAUCCUCAUCUCAUCCUGUCUGAGGAUUUGAAGAGGGUCCAGUAUGGAAGCAUCUGUCAAGACCUGCCUGACAACAAAGAGAGAUUUGACUGUGUUCUUGGGGUUUUAGGAGCCCAGAAAUUCACCUCAGGAAAACACUAUUGGGAAGUGGAGGUGGGAGACAAGACAGCAUGGGAAUUGGGCAUCUGUAAAGAUUCAGUCAGGAGAAAAGAGAAACAUGCUUUCUCAUCUGAGGAUGCAAUGACCGUCACAGCAUUCACAUCUGGAAAUAGUUUCUUCUUCUGUACUUCAGACAAGAACUUUCUACUGCGCCGACCUCUGCACAAAGUGGGCAUUUUUUUUGAUUAUGACAAACAACAAAUAGCAUUUUAUGAUCUUACAUACAGAUGCCUUAUCUACAGUAACUCAAAUAUGGAUUUGGAAGGGCCUCUUUGCCCUUAUUUCUCUCCUUGCCUUCCCAAUGAGAAAAACACCCCUGGUUCACUUAUCAUUUGCCCCAAGAGUCCACAGUAGAGGGCUGUCACAAGUACUAAUUACUAAGGAUGAUGUUCUGAAUGAUGAAUGAGUAUAACACUGCCAGUGCCACUCUAUUUCUUUGAAUUCCUGUUGAAAUUGUCAAUAAAGUGUGA
Molecule: messenger RNA, 1991 nt
Organism: Antechinus flavipes (yellow-footed antechinus)
Lineage: Eukaryota; Metazoa; Chordata; Mammalia; Dasyuromorphia; Dasyuridae
Product: probable E3 ubiquitin-protein ligase TRIML1
Exons: 2
Coding region: 1-1875 (624 amino acids)
Molecular function (GO): protein binding; zinc ion binding
Source: RefSeq, a predicted model, not a curated record